AUGACCAAUUUUGGGCUCGUUUCAGCGCCCGAAGAGGUCGAAUCGUCAGAGGCGGGCGGUAGCAACUCCUCGCAGGCUAGCCCCGCAGCAUUCCGCAUACCACUGCCAGCUACCGAAGAGCCAGAUGUCGACCAUCCCAACAGACCCACGCAGAGGCGUUUGAUGCCUCGAGCUAGCGAAUCUAUGCUCAGGCAACGCACGGACAGUACCAUAAGUGCUACGAGCUCGGCCACGAGCAGUAGCAUCGUCCCAGGCGCACCACCAAGGGUCAAGCGUGUACCCGUCCAAGCUCUUAGUCAUUUUCCCCCUCCAGCUCCUUCUGGCAGCAAAGGCACAGCACGAGGCCCGCUGGAAGGCUCGGACGAAGCCAGCGCAGGCUCCACGUUCGAGGAGCCUGAGGACAUUGCCCCAGGCGAAAGCGGCGUGGACGACCUGUUGAGGUUAGCAGAGAAGGCUAGGAUGCUCGGUGACAAUGGUCGAGAAGACAGCUUCAACAGCACUGCGGGAUCUCAAGCUGAAGCAGCCGAUGAGAAUUCAAGUGCGAACCUCAAUAGUCAAUCUCCCGGAGCGCUUCAUGCCGAGAGCGGCAGCAGUGUGACCUCAUCACUGCGAAUGAGCGGCGCGAACGAGUGGAAACCCAACAAGUGGACGUUUGGAGCUUCGCGCGCCGGGGCAAACGAAAUAGAAGGGCGUGCCUCCAAACCUCCGAGCCAGACGUCGGGACUCUCCGCUCCAUCCUUUGAAAACACUUCUUCCAUUGCCUUGCGAACGAGCAAUGCCGGAUACAACGGAUGGAACGACGCGCCAGAGCCAUCCUUGAAGGCGCACACCUCGGGAAAAGUAGCGCAUGCGUACGGGGGCAAAGGUGGCAAGAACAAAAGGGUGUAUGCUCCUCUGAUCCCCGGCAAUUCGGUGCUGGACGAUCUGGCCGCUGGAUUGCCUCCUAAUCCUGGUCCUGCAAGCAACUGGGCUAGGCCUAUCAGUGACAGCGUGCCAAUGCCCGGCUCUGGACCUGCAGGCGGAACGAAUCAGGGAAGCUCUUCUGCUGCAAGGAAGGGAAGACCGCCGCUGCGAGGGGUUCAGGGUGGUGAGCCUGCUCGCGCUACGCAGGGUGGGUCAAGCACAUCGAGUGCGGGCUGGGGCCAGCUCUUCAGCGACACGCUGCGAGGGCGUAUCAAGCUGGAAGAAGCAUUGGAGAGGGGGUAUCAAGAAGUGGCAGCAUCGUUCGAAGGGGCUCAUACAAACGCAACGUCCACUUCUCAAGCAGGAGCAACAGGAAGCGUUAGAGGUAGGCAUCCUCAUACGCAGCCUCAUUUGGCCGCUUCUCCACCCGAAAGACCUUCCGCAGAGUUGGCACGCCAGACCUUGGGCAGAUCCGCCCCCGUACCUGAUCUGCCAGCCUCGAACGGAGGUAGCACUGCAGGCGGAUCUGGCGCAGAUUGUGCGGACCCGCACGAACUCGAAAGGCUGCACAGUUGGGGAAGAGGUCCACCUGGCACUGUCGAUCCUGCCGCAUCUGGAUCUGCAGAGAUGCUCCCGACACCAAGCGGCACACGCCAAGAUCCGAUGAGCUCGGCUUCUACACGGGCUCUUUCUGCUUCUUCGAGAGGUGCUGCUAGGAGGCGAGGGGUGAAGGAUAUCGACUGGACGAGCACUUGA
This is a messenger RNA of Ceraceosorus guamensis, 1659 nucleotides long. RefSeq lists its product as hypothetical. The coding region runs from base 1 to 1659 and encodes 552 amino acids. The record is from RefSeq and is a predicted model, not a curated record. The transcript has a single exon. Lineage: Eukaryota; Fungi; Basidiomycota; Exobasidiomycetes; Ceraceosorales; Ceraceosoraceae.